AUGAACCCCGCUCCAGGGUCCCCUCCACCCCCGCCGCCCGGGCAGCAAGUGAUCCACGUCACUCAGGACCUCCUCACCGACCUCGAUGCCCUCUUCGACUCGGCCACCAACCCCAAGCCCAGCUCCUGGAGGAAGAAGAUCCUGCCAGAGUCCUUCUUCAAGGAGCCCGACUCCGGCUCCCACUCGCGCCAGUCGAGCACCGACUCGUCGGGCGGCCACCCAGGACCGCGGCUGGCUGGCGGCGCCCAGCAUGUCCGCUCGCACUCGUCGCCCGCUUCCCUGCAGCUGGGCACCGGGGCAUCGACGGUACACGGCCCCGCGGGCAGCGCCGCGCAGCAGCACGCGCACCUCCGCCAGCAGUCCUACGACGUGACCGACGAGCUGCCGCUGCCUCCUGGCUGGGAGAUGACCUUCACACCCACGGGCCAGAGGUACUUCCUCAAUCACAUAGAAAAAAUCACCACAUGGCAAGACCCGAGGAAGGUGAUGAAUCAGUCCAUGAAUCACAUGAAUCUGCAUCCAGCUCCCACCUCCACGGCGAUGCCUCCGAGGCCCAUGGCGGUGUCCCAGUCCAGUCUUGUGAUGAAUCAUCAACACCAGCAGCAAAUGGCUCCCAGCAGCCUGAGCCAGCAGACCCACCCUCCUCAGAACCCAGCAGGACUCAUGGGCAUGCCCAACGCGCUGACCUCCCAACAGCAGCAACAGCAGAAACUGAGGCUUCAGAGGAUCCAGAUGGAGAGGGAGCGAAUCAGAAUGCGCCAAGAGGAGCUCAGGAGACAGGAAGCUGCUCUCUGUAGGCAGCUCCCCAUGGAAGCUGAGGUCCUGGCCUCCAUGCAAGCUCCUGUGGUCAACCCACCUGCCAUGAACCCUGACGUGAGAUCCAUCAGUAACAAUGGCUCUGAUCCUUUCCUCAAUGGAGGGCCAUAUCAUUCUAGGGAGCAGAGCACAGACAGUGGCCUGGGACUGGGGUCCUACAGUGUCCCCACCACUCCGGAAGACUUCCUCAGCAACGUGGAUGAGAUGGACACAGGAGAGAACGUGGCACAGGUCCCUAUGAACAUCAACCCCCAGCAGACUCGCUUCCCGGAUUUUCUUGACUGUCUUCCGGCCACAAACGUUGACCUGGGAACGCUGGAAUCUGAAGAUCUAAUCCCUCUCUUCAAUGAUGUGGAGUCGGCCCUGAACAAAAACGAGCCCUUUCUAACCUGGCUCUAA
Messenger RNA from Elephantulus edwardii (Cape elephant shrew), 1215 nucleotides. RefSeq names its product WW domain containing transcription regulator 1 (gene WWTR1). Gene Ontology annotation, molecular function: protein binding; transcription corepressor activity; transcription coactivator activity. The record is from RefSeq and is a predicted model, not a curated record. Gene Ontology annotation, biological process: hippo signaling; positive regulation of transcription by RNA polymerase II. Gene Ontology annotation, cellular component: cytoplasm; nucleus. Bases 1 to 1215 code for a protein of 404 amino acids. Lineage: Eukaryota; Metazoa; Chordata; Mammalia; Macroscelidea; Macroscelididae. The transcript is spliced from 6 exons.